Nymphaea colorata (pocket water lily) is the source of this 4665-nucleotide messenger RNA. RefSeq lists its product as uncharacterized. Gene Ontology annotation, biological process: cortical microtubule organization. Lineage: Eukaryota; Viridiplantae; Streptophyta; Magnoliopsida; Nymphaeales; Nymphaeaceae. Gene Ontology annotation, cellular component: cortical microtubule. The record is from RefSeq and is a predicted model, not a curated record. The transcript is spliced from 6 exons. The coding region runs from base 786 to 4331 and encodes 1181 amino acids.
AAGAUUGAGAAAGAUGGGAGGAAAAGGGAAGACGGAAACAAAAAAGAAAAGGUGAAAAGGAGAACGGAGAACUUUGUCAGAACAAAGGGGAAAAAAGAAAAGACGCUCUCACUUGGCAGAGGAAACCGAGGGGCAAUCGCAGAGGAUCGAAUCGGAGAAGAAAAGGAAAAGGAAAAGGAAAAAGAGGGAUUUCCUUCUUUCUAUUCGCUCUUCGUGGCGUUGUUGGUCCUCUGAAUAAUUUUCGUCCGCUUCUCACUACUCUCUCUCUUUCUCUAGCCAGGGGUGUGCGCGUGUGCGGGCGCCUGGAACAGAAGAUUGGUAGACUUCGUCAAUUCUUUAGCUCUCUUUCUCUCUGAGUGGCUGACUACGUGUCGGUGAAUGAUGAGUUACACCGGAGGAACUCCAGGAAUUCCUCAGGCAGAGGGAAUUUGAAGAGUAGGGUUCUAUUUCCAGUCCCCUCCUGCUUUGCCAUUGCUCGGAGUUCAGUAUUCUCGGAUCCGAGGAGUAAACCAAUGCUUGGCAUCUGAGCGAGCUAAAAGUCUGCUCUCAUGGCGAAGCGAGUGAACUGGGUGGUGUCGGUUCUCUCCUAUUGGGCUUCUAUUACGCUCCACAUUGGCAGAACUUGGCGAUCCUAGUGGCUUAUCGGGAAAUAGGGUUUGCGCGGUUCACUUGUUUGAGGAUGGGGGUCCGGUUAUCGAGCAAAGAGGUGGGGAGGGGGACGGGGUGGGAGAUUUUGGGUUCGGAAACGCUUUGACCGAGAAUUCGGGACUUUCUUGGUGGUGCAAAUGCCGCCUUCUCCUGCGUUUCGUCGCUCUCCGUCGCCGAAGACGGAGGGUCUCAGGCGGCAAGGAAGCUUCGAGACUCCGCUGAUGUUCAGGGAGGAGGAUCACGAUCUGGCGCUUUUCAACGAUAUGGAUGCUAGGGAGAGGGACGAUUUCUUGCUCACCUGCGCCGACGAGGAUAUGGACGACUCUAUAUCGACGAAGUUGAAGCACUUCUCUGAUUUUAAACUGGGUGUGACGGUUCCUGCCCUAGGAGAUGGAAGUGAUCUUCUGGAGGUGGAGGACGAAAAGAAUGACUAUGAUUGGCUUUUGACUCCUCCUGAUACACCGCUGUUCCCUUCAUUGGAUGACGAAAGUACUACUCUUCCUAAUAUUGCACAGAGAGGAAGACCACAGAGCCAGCCCAUCUCUAUUUCUAGAUCAAAUGCUGUGGAGAAGAGUCGCAGUAGCCAGAAGAGUAGAACUAGUGCAAGUCCAAACAGGCUAAGCCCAUCACCUAGGUCAACUAGCGGCAGUGUACAGUCAAGAGGUAGACCAUCUUCUGCUCCCAACUCUAGCUUUAUUCGUCCGUCAACAUCACCAAGAAGGCCUUCCACUCCACCAAGUAUGCAUCACAGCCAAACAGAAAGGUCUUCGACUCCCACAGCUCGAAGAGUGAGUACUGGAUCCAGUGGUUACAAAAGGGGACUUUCACCCGUAAAGGCUAACCGUGGGAACUCUGCCUCCCCUAAAUUAAGUGCUUGGCCAUCGAAUCUUCCAGGGUUCUCUUCAGAUGCCCCUCCAAAUCUUCGGACUUCUUUGUCAGAUCGUGCUGCAUCAUAUGUCAGAGGGGCAUCUCCUGCAUCAAGGAAUGGGAGGGACAUAGCAAAUAAGAAUCGAAGGCAAUCAACGUCACCAGUAGUUUCUAGAAGUGCUAGCUCUCAACAUAGCGAUGAUCAUGACCACACAAGCUCAUAUAGUAAGGGCUCUGUAGGUUCAUCUUGUGAAGAUGAAGUGGAGUCCAUGCAGUCCGUCCUACCUGACAAGCAAGUGAUCUCUCCAGGCAUUUCUGGUCGCUCAAUUGCAAGGAGAAAUGAACCUUUUUCCAAACCAAAAGGUUCAAUCUAUUCAAAAAGAAUUUCUCGGCCAAUAUUAUCAAGCUCUGCUCCAAAACGGUCUUUUGAUUCUGCAAUGCGUCAAAUGGAUCAGCGGAAAGGUCCUCAGAGCAUGUUCAGGCCACUGCUAUCUAGUGUCCCAUCUGCUUCAUUCUGUCUUGGUGAAGGAAAUGAUUUCCACCAACAUUUGGUUUCCAUCAAUUCCACUCUUAUGUCCAAUGCCAAUGUGAACUCUGAUUUGGGUAUUGGAGCUUCACUCGAUACUGUUGGAGGUGAUCAUGAACAUAAUGAUCUGGCCUGUGGAUGGGAAAAGACUCCAUUAUCUGAUGUCCAAGAAGAAGCAUUGACCUGCAAAAAUGAAAAUGAAUCAGGAAAAGAAGUACCUGAUGCAGAGCUUCAAGAUGCUGAUAUGGAAAAGUUUGGGGCUAAUCAGCAAUCUAAUGCUGUCAGUAGUCUGGAAAUACAUAACGGGAAUGAGGACAGUGUCUCUGAAAUUCCCACUGUUAAUGACACUUGUGAAUUGGAUGCUAAGUUCACUGUACUGGACAGGUCGAUUCUUGAAGCUGGAAACUUGGGUGGAUUAUUUUCUACUUGCUCUAAAUGUGGGCGAAGCUGUCCUGUGAAGGAAAUCUUGGAUAGGAACUUAAAUAUUUGUCAAAGCUGUGUUGAGGAAGAUGAGUUUCUUUGUUGUCAGUCGCAACUGCCUGACAAUGCAGCCAUGGUUGUUCAUACAAAAGAGCAGGAUUCUAAACUUUUAAGCAAUGGGGAGAAACAAAAUGAACUAUCGACUCCUGUAGCCAAUGUCUUUGGAACUUGUGCGGACCUGCACCAUGAUGAUUUCUUGGAUGAUACUCUAGGUCAUCUAGAAAUAUAUGUUGAACUUCAUGCAGACAAAGAAAUGGAGCAGCUUCCAAUGGAUAGUGUGGAAAAAAAUGGCGAAGCAAAAUAUAUGACCGAUGCAGCGCAGACUUGUUUACCUAGUGCAGAAAUGAUAGAUCCUGGGCAGUCUCAGGAAAAUGUCAUUCAAUCCAAAAAUGAUAGUAACUUGCUUUCGCAAGAUGGGAAUGGAAAUGCUCAUCCAAGCUUGAGACUUGAGGCCUCUGAAGGUGCUGGUAUGUCCUUGUUGCUCACAAGGUCAAGCAGUGUAAAACGACCUGUGGUUCACGGGAAGGCACUAUCUGCUUCAAGCAUGUCUUGGGAUAAUCCUGGAUUUGUGACCAGUGGCUUCAAUGGCAUGAGAAGUCUGAGUAAUGCAUCUUGCUCCUCUUCCACUGAUGCAACUUCAUUAAGGCAAAUGGAUGCACGUUUUCAGAGGCAGUCCAGUAGGAGGUCUGAUUUGGAAAAUCGAACCGAUAUGAAAAUAAAUAAGCAAGCUGAACCAGUUUCUUCUAUCAGUGUUAAUCAAGGUAAUUCUGAAUAUGCUGUCCAGGCUGAUGCAGAUAAGGUCAUCGAGGAUGAAAAAUGUACAGUGUUGGAUAAGAUAGCCUCAGAUGCUGCAAGCUCCUUUUCAGUUGAUAUUCCUGUCCAUGACCAAGAUGAACUUGGUAUCAAAUGUAUGCAAGUACUACCUUUGGAUCCAUCUGGUUUGGGGACAUUUAGCAGUUCAGAGCUUGCCCCUCAGGGUGACACGUCACAGGCCAAGGUUCUGGAUCAAACAUGCAGAGUGGACAAGGACUGUAGUUUAGAUGAGAAUGCUGAAGGACACUGUCCUAACAACUUAGGGCAUACUUCAGAGAAGGAUUUCUUAGUUCUGAAUGCAGAACCUUCUGCAGUUUUUGAUGAUAGCAUGAUGAGCAGUAUGGAUAUUCAGACUGAUGUUGACUCUGUUCCUGGGGAGUGCUUGAAGGGUAGUGGGGGUCCAGAAGAUGGACAUGACAACUUUACAAGGUCACCUUCUGGCUCUUCUACCUCCCAAUCUACCAAAGAUUUUUUGGUCCUAGAGCUUGCCACUUCUGCACCCGAGGAAGUUGAUGUACCAGGUGAUGUUGUAGAACCAAGCAACCUGGAUAAUUCUUCAAGUUAUAAAGAGAAAGAGACAUCAAAGUUCGAGGAUCCAAAUGGUUUUUUGUCAAGAAGCAUAACACUGGAGGAAGCCACAGAUACUAUUCUCUUCUGCAGUUCCAUCGUUCAUAAUCUGGCAUAUAAUGCUGCAGCCAUCGCUAUUGAAAGGGAGAAAGCUCCCUUUCUGGAAAGUACUCGACCCACUGUUACCAUCCUGGGCAGAUCUAGCGAAAAUGAUGCCAGGCAUCCAAGUGUUCUAUCUGGAAAGAGGGUGACAAGGUCGCGAAAGCCUAGAGUGAAACAACAGUCACAAGCAAAUGAUGGUGAAUCCAACAAGGCUGAAGUCGAACUGAAGUUCUAUGAGACCAAAAUCCAUCAUGUUACUGUACCAAAGCAAAUUGAUAGCACGAAACCUAUGAAGCUUGAGUCCAAGUGCAAUUGCACUAUAAUGUAGCAGAUCCUCCUCACUCAUGAUACCGUGAAAGCAGCGAGAGCUGGUUGUGUAAAUUUAGAAAUUUUUAAUGUUCAUAGAGUAGGCAAGGGCUGCAAUGUGGAAGGGUAGGCAAGGGCAGCAAUGCAGAUAACAAUUGGUGCACCAUGGAUUUCAUUUCUUAUGAUUUACCUAUCGGUUAGAGUUAGGGAGUGUGACUGUGUUGGUGGAAUCAUGUAGAAGUGUGGCUCCUGUGAUUCAAGGGGAGACGAAUAGUCAGCCUUUCCCCUGCCCAUGUUUUGAUUCAUGUGAAUAGUAGAAUGAGAAUUAUGAUUUUUGAGGUGAUUCUUUUUAUAAA